ACGUGCUUAUCACACCAUAAAACAGUGUUAUCGUGUCUCUCCGUUUUAACACAUACACCAGAAACAAGCACCCCUCCCUUACACAACAAGCAAAGCUAGUGGUGGUGGAGGAAGAGCUCAUGGACAACAAAAGUGGUGGGAUGACAGUGCACAAAAAAAAGCAAGAGAGAUAGUGUUCUUUGUUUCACAGUUGUGCCAACAGUAGGAGAGAUCGUAGUGUCACAGUGGGUGUCACCAGCAUUAGGACGAUGUGUCAAGGGUGGUGGUGGAGGCUUCGUGUGCCAGGGUAUCGGAAUGUGAGGAGAAUGGGCAUGGGUGUGUGUUCCAGGUGGGCUAGCCAGCUGCUAUUGCUACUGCUGGUACUGGUGGACACUGCAUGCACAGGAGGCGAUUCAGGACAAAAAUCGUCUGAGGAGGAGCUGGUGGAGAUAGAUGAACAAGAGGAGAUGGUGGAGGAGCCGCUCCUCGUGGUGGAGGAAGAGUUGGUGAUGGUGCGGGAGGCGGUGAUGGAGAGGAUCAGGAGAGACAAGGACGACUCGACCCGUCUCUCUGUUAAGGAGACUUUUGUGGUACAUCAGAGUGCCACGGGCCGGGUGGUGUUGGUGGGGGUGCUGGGGUCAUGCCUUGGGCUUCUGGCUGGAUUUCUUCUGGCUCUCCUCCUGGGUUGCUGCUACGUCCGGUGUAGCCGCGGAAGAGCUCUCGAAUUUAACAAGAAGCACAACACCUACCAGAGCGCUGACGUCAUAGACGGGGCCGUAUGACGUCAUUAGUGUCACCAUGGCGACCCUCCCCUCACACUCAUCUUUAGUUCAGCCCCGUCAAGCCCACCCUCACCAGCUACCAAGUUUAUUAUGAUAUUCUGAGGUGCUAUAUUACCUAUGAUGUCUUGAUCGGUGUUAGUGCCGAUACGUAUGCCGAUAUUGGUGUUUUGUGGCCUUGAGUUUGUGGUUGAUUUACGACUGACCGUUCGUACUCAUUUGUAUACUAAUUUACAUAUAUAUUUACACACUUACGUAUAACCACAUGAUUGGCACUUACAUUUGUGUACUAUUUUCUGUAUAAUAUUUAUAGACCGUAAAUUUCCAUACUAACUUCCUAGUGGUCAUUCACACUCGUACAUACACUAAUUUACCAAUGAACAUACUGCACUGUUCUCUGGCCGUUUAAUCAAAUUCCUUUAACUUCUUAACAAUCACAUUUUCUUUCAUAAAACAAAAACAAAGGUAAAUUCUUCUAAUUCACAAAGGUCUAGUGAGUGUAUCGCCAGGCGUUCGAGGUAGCUUACCUGUAAAUAAGCUGGGGUGUCUAAUCUUCAGGUGAAAUAAACUUGUACCUAAGCUAACAUAAUGUGAAAUAAUAAAGUAAACACCAAG
Homarus americanus (American lobster) is the source of this 1373-nucleotide messenger RNA. RefSeq lists its product as uncharacterized. The transcript has 4 exons. NCBI's taxonomy places the organism in Eukaryota, Metazoa, Arthropoda, Malacostraca, Decapoda, Nephropidae. The record is from RefSeq and is a predicted model, not a curated record. Bases 249 to 761 code for a protein of 170 amino acids.